Racocetra persica is the source of this 406-nucleotide messenger RNA. The record is from the annotation of a GenBank genome assembly. Lineage: Eukaryota; Fungi; Glomeromycota; Glomeromycetes; Diversisporales; Gigasporaceae.
AUGGCGAUUUCGAGAACAGAAGCCAAAGAUUUACCUUGUUUGUUUAACUUUCUUGCUGGGGAUUAUCCGGGAAUCGAGAAUAAAGCCAAGGGUUUGGUUAAGUAUCUUCCAAAAUUAUCACUAUUACUUGAAAAAGUUGGUGAUUCUGUUUUUUAUGUUCUAAUGAAAAAAACUAAAAAAAAAGUUUUGUUUGAUAAUGAAAUAAAUUUUCGUAAUUCUGGGAUUCAAGUAUCAUUACCCAAACAUUCUUGUGAUUUUGAAAUCCAAGUUUCGUUACCGAAUUCUGAAUAUGAAAGUCUUAUUAAAAAAAUUAAUGAAUUAGAACAGCGUGUUAAAGCCAUUGUAGAAAUUGCUAAACGAGAACGAAUUGCCUUGUAUGAUGAUGUCGUUAAAUUAAUAAAUAACU